AUGAGCUCGAACGUUGAACCAUACCACGUUGCCAUCCCCGAUUCGGCAAUCGAACGGUUGAAGGCAAAGCUUUCACUGGCGACAUUUCCAAGCGAAACGUCAAACGCCAACAAUUGGGAGUAUGGCGUGCCGCUUGAGGAUAUUAAGCGGCUAGCCAGCUUCUGGACGAGUUACGAUUGGCGGCAGGCUGAAGCCAAGAUCAACAAGCUACCUCAAUUCACCACGACCAUAUCGGUAGAUGGUCAUGAAGAUGCCUUGAAAAUUCACUUCGUCCAUCAAAAAGCCGAGAACCCGAACAGCAUUCCUCUACUCUUCUGCCAUGGCUGGCCAGGAAGCUUCCUUGAGGUUAUCAAGAUCUUGCCUCUACUGACGUCCUCCAAAGCGGGCGAUAGCAAUCUGGCUUUCCACGUCGUCGCUCCCUCCUUGCCCAACUACGGUUUCUCGCAGCGGACCUCGAAGCCAGGGUUCGGAAUCUCUCAGCAUGCGGAGGUGUGCCAUAAGUUGAUGCUACAACUUGGUUACAAUAGCUAUGUCACUCAAGGCGGCGACGUGGGAUUCUUCAUCACUCGUGCGAUGGGUUUCCUUUACCCGGAGCACGUCCUGGCGUCCCAUGUCAACUUUGUACUCGCUGCGCCUCCGUCUCCGCUCAAGACCCCGAUGUUGAUCUUACAGUACCUGAUCGGGAAUUAUACGGCGGCCGAGAAGGCCGGUCUCGAACGUACGCAGUGGUUCCGCAAAGAAGGCUCUGGUUACAACCAGGUCCAAAGCACGAAGCCUCAUACUCUGGGCUUUGCCCUGGCUGAUAGCCCCAUCGCCCUACUCGCCUGGAUCUACGAGAAGCUCCGCGACUGGUCCGAUGACUAUCCGUGGACUGACGAGGAGAUCAUCACUUGGAUCAGCAUCUACUACUUCAGCGAGGCGGGCGCUGAUGCAAGUGUUGACCUUUACUAUGAAAUCGUGCACCCCGAAGCCGCCACCAACGGACAAGGUGGCAGCCUGUUGAACCGUCCUAUAGGCGACUACCUGAAGUGGAAUCGCAUUCCCAUGGGCUUGUCGUACUUCCCCCAGGACGUAGUCGUGAUGCCCAGCUCGUGGGGCCGGACAUUGGGCCCUGUAGUAUUUGAAAAGAGGCACGAGGAAGGUGGCCAUUUUGCCUCAGUUGAGAAGCCAGAGUUGCUAGUGAACGAUGUCAAGAACUUUGUCAAGAAAGCUGGCAUUUCUCAGCAUCAGCGGAGCUAA
Messenger RNA from Neoarthrinium moseri, 1239 nucleotides. RefSeq lists its product as uncharacterized. Lineage: Eukaryota; Fungi; Ascomycota; Sordariomycetes; Amphisphaeriales; Apiosporaceae. Gene Ontology annotation, biological process: epoxide metabolic process. The record is from RefSeq and is a predicted model, not a curated record. The coding region runs from base 1 to 1239 and encodes 412 amino acids. The transcript is spliced from 3 exons. Gene Ontology annotation, molecular function: epoxide hydrolase activity.